UAGAAGGUUAGUACCGUGCAGGUGCAGGCUGGUAGGCGAUGUAUAGCUAAUACGUAGCUGACUGUUGACAUCAUUGGUCUUUAGUUUUCGAUUUCGAGUAUGGUUGAUCUGGUAGCGUAUCACGAUCCCGAACAUGCGAACAAGUCGUUCCUUUUCAUGGACAAACUGCGACGCAGCGGAACGCUGUGCGACGUCUCACUGUCUGUUCGUUGUUCCGAUUUGUGGUCGCCUCCACGUCUCUUCAACGCUCACAAGCUCGUUCUCGUGUCGAGCAGUUCGUACUUCAGUUCCAUCUUCCUCGACGAUGCGAGUCAGUACACGCUUCCCAUCUGUUUCGACGAUAUCGAUCCCGAUGCGUUCGAGAGUCUCUUGACGUUCGCGUACACGUCGAAGGUUCACAUUACAGAAGAGAACGUUCAUGCUCUGUUUCAUGCAGCAGACUUGCUUCGAUUCGAUGGUGUACUUGGCGCUUGCUUUCGCUUUCUCAAAUCACGUUUGUGUGCGGACAACUGCCUGAGCUUGUGGACGUUCGCGAGAGCUCAUCGGUGCCACGAUUUGACUAGAUCCGCUUUUAAGAUGAUAGAAACACACUUUACUGACAUUUCUAAACGAGAGGAAUUUCUCAAUUUGACCUCAGACCAGCUGGUUGAUAUUGUAACGAGUGACGAGUUGUGCGUGACGGGAGAGGAAGAAGUUUAUGAGCCUGUCAUUGCUUGGUUCAAACACGAUGUGGAUGGCAGAAAGGAAAAAUUAUGGACGGUCAUGCAGCACAUAAAACUCAAUAUGUUAGGAGGUGAUUUUUUAAUGAAUGUUGUCGAAAGGGAAAUGAUGAUACAAGAAGAUGCAAACUGUUUGGAUCAAUUAAUUGAUGCUUUGGAGAAUUUGUCGAAGGAUACGGAAGGUGGGCCACGUAUGACAAGAAUGGGUAGUUUAUGUUGGAGUGGAAGAAGGCCAACACUGACAAUUGAAGAUAUUACCUUGGCGAAAGGAGGGCGAUCAUUGGGUUUUAGAGUAAUGGGUGGUGUGGAUCGGCCUAGUCAUGUGUUUCGCAUUGGAGAUAAACCUGGACUGUUUGUACUGAAGAUCAUACCUGCAGGAGCUGCGUGGAACUCAUCUCUACGAGUUGGAGAUCGAGUUCUAGCUGUGAAUGGCGUCGAUAUACAACAUUCUACUCAUCAUGAGGCAGUUCAGCUUCUCAGCAAACAAACUGAUGCACUCACCCUAACUGUAAGGCAUGAGCCACCACCACCUGGACUCAAAGAAGUAAACCUUCUGGCAAAACCAGGCCAGGGAUUUGGUUUGAGUAUUCGUGGUGGAGUGAAUGGUUAUGCUGGAAAUCCAGCAGAUCCAAGUGACGAAGGAAUAUUUAUAUCACAGAUAAUACCUGGUGGAGCCGCCUCACAAGAGGUGAACUUGCGUGUGGGAAUGAGAAUUCUACAGGUGAAUUCUCAGAGUUUGCUUGGUGCUACCCAUGUAGAAGCUCGCCGGGCUUUCCAAGAGGUGAUCGACAGACUCAGUUUGCUGAUCUGUAAAGGAUUUGAUCCCAUGCUAGCUGAGCUGCACAACUUGGAUGCACCAUACUACGACUCUGACCUUACAGGAUCCCAUACAAUGCUACGUUACGAGGCUCCAGAAACAAGUGAACAAUUGAGAUGAUAUUUUGCAACAACGACAUGGACAUCGACAAUAUUUAUUGCAGAAUUGAGAACUUUGUAUACCAGAUGUACAAGAUGUGUAGAAGAAGUGUUUUAUUUGACCCAUUGA
Messenger RNA from Corticium candelabrum, 1764 nucleotides. Its product is annotated as kelch-like protein 10. Bases 100 to 1656 code for a protein of 518 amino acids. Gene Ontology annotation, biological process: embryo development; receptor clustering; establishment or maintenance of epithelial cell apical/basal polarity. The transcript has 5 exons. The record is from RefSeq and is a predicted model, not a curated record. Gene Ontology annotation, molecular function: protein binding. Gene Ontology annotation, cellular component: basolateral plasma membrane; adherens junction. NCBI's taxonomy places the organism in Eukaryota, Metazoa, Porifera, Homoscleromorpha, Homosclerophorida, Plakinidae.